Messenger RNA from Octodon degus (degu), 488 nucleotides. Its product is annotated as keratin, type II cytoskeletal 8-like. The coding region runs from base 69 to 467 and encodes 132 amino acids. NCBI's taxonomy places the organism in Eukaryota, Metazoa, Chordata, Mammalia, Rodentia, Octodontidae. Gene Ontology annotation, cellular component: keratin filament. Gene Ontology annotation, biological process: keratinization; intermediate filament organization. Gene Ontology annotation, molecular function: structural constituent of skin epidermis. The transcript has 4 exons. The record is from RefSeq and is a predicted model, not a curated record.
AGUCCCUUGGGCUGGAGCUGGGCUUCAGUGCUUGAGAAAGAGGGUUGGAGGAGACUGCAGCUGCUGUCAUGUGUGAGGAGAUAAAGGCAGUGGUGCAGAAACACAGCCAGAGCCCCAGGCACAGCAAAGACGAUCUGAACAGGCUCAACCAGGCCAUCCAGCAGCUGACGGUGGAGGUGGAUGGCACCAAGGGUCAGCCUUGUGAACCAGAAAGAUCCAGGGGCCUCGCAGCUCUGAAAGCAGAGGGGCCCUCGUGCAGUGCUAAGGACAAGCUGGAUUGGCUGGAUGCAGCUCUGCAGCGGGCCAAGCAGGGUGUGGCACGACAGCUGCAAGAGUACCAGGAGCUCAUGACCGUCAAGCUGGGCCUGGAUGUUGAGAUCGCCACCUACCACAAGCUGCUGGAGGAGGGCAGGCUUGAAAUGGGAUUGGCAGCUAGGAGUGUGGGUAAGGACACAGUUGAAGCUUGAGCAGAGUGCUCAGAUCUUACA